Messenger RNA from Tarenaya hassleriana, 990 nucleotides. RefSeq lists its product as uncharacterized. The transcript has 2 exons. The record is from RefSeq and is a predicted model, not a curated record. NCBI's taxonomy places the organism in Eukaryota, Viridiplantae, Streptophyta, Magnoliopsida, Brassicales, Cleomaceae. Gene Ontology annotation, biological process: response to auxin. The coding region runs from base 269 to 685 and encodes 138 amino acids.
UCUGAGCUGUUCUACAGCAGUCCAUGGGCCAUGCGUCCUACCUCUCUCUCUCUCUCUCUCUCUCUGGUCGUGUAUAUAAAUGGACGAAGCUUCCUUGUUCGUACGUCCCAUGACUUGUAAGAGUUCUCUUCCACAGACAAUCCUUCUUCAUCAAACCCCACCGAUACAUGCACGCAUACACCAAUACACAUAAACCCUAAUCUUUGAAGAAAAAAAAAACUAACCCUUUUUGUUCAAUCAAAAGAAAAUCAAAGAUUUUUCUCUCCAAAUGGCCAAAGUCGGGAAGUUGACAAAACUCAAGUCGGCAAUGAAGAGAUGGCCGUCGUUCACCAAGUCGACCCACCACUCCUCCGCCGCAUCCGUCGCCGUCUCCGGCGAAUCCUCAGCCGUGGAACUCCCGAAGGGAAACCGCAACGACGACGAUCUCCACUUGGUUUACGUGGGAAAGUGUCGGAGACCGUACACGUUGAGCUCCGACAUCAUCGGACACCCGCUCUUCCAAGAACUCGUGGAUCGGUCUUCAAGAUUCGCCGAGCACGAUCGAGAGAUCGUUGUCGCCUGUGAAGUUGUCCUGUUCGAGCACUUGCUUUGGAUGCUCAAGAACAUCAACUGCUCCCAUGGAGAUGGUCAUGAUGGAUUCGGAGGAGGAUCCAUGGAAGAAUUGGCUGAGUUCUACACUUACUGAUCAUCAAUAUGAUUAUACAUUUCAUAUUAUAAUCCUCCCUAAGGAUUUGAUAUUGCAGUUGAUACACGAUACGAUCUCAAAACGUAUCAUUAAUUUGCUUUUGUUUUUGGUUUUUCCUCUGAGCAAUUUUGAUAUUUGUUCGAAAAUACUAAUGAUGUGUAUCAUGUUUUCACAGUAUUUAUUUUUUACAACGUAUCUCAUGUGGUAUUUAUGUAUCGUAUUAUUUGUUUUACAAUAUGGUCGUUAAAAAAGAAAAUGUUGUAAUUCAUAUUGAUUCUUGAAUUAAAGAAUAAUAUUCGCUCCCA